Messenger RNA from Lachancea mirantina, 921 nucleotides. The record is from the annotation of a GenBank genome assembly. NCBI's taxonomy places the organism in Eukaryota, Fungi, Ascomycota, Saccharomycetes, Saccharomycetales, Saccharomycetaceae.
AUGCUGAGGGGACGUCCUGCUCUUCGGUCCUUCGCGAGGUCAUAUAUUGUUCCAUCAUUUGAGCAUUUGUCAAAAGAUAAAGGUCUGCCGGGUCUUUUUUCUGAGAAAGGUCUCAAUACAGCAUGGUUCGACAGAGCUGAAUACUAUACGGAAAAGCUUAAUAAGUUGACUGGUCAAACCCAUGAAAAGCCCCUAGAGAACAUUAUUCUUGAAAGUGCGAAAUCUGCUUCAAAGAGGGAUAUUUUCAAUUAUGCAUCUCUGCUUCACAACCUGAAAUUCAGUUUUUCCACUCUACAUGGGAAUGCAAGCCCUCUACUCGAAAAGCCUGAUGCCCAAAGUCUAUUGAACACACCAGACUUGAGUUUAAAGUUUCAAAACGAGCCAUCUGAAGUUGGAAACGCAGAUUUGCGAGCAGCUUUGAUAAACUCGUUCGGUUCAAUUGUCGAAUUCAGAACUCUACUUCUCAACUCUAAUUUGGCCAUCAGCGGUGAUGGAUUUACAUGGUUGGUGGCCAGACAACAUUCCUCUUCGCAUGCAGGCGGAGUGUCCGGUGCCAUUGAGUUCGAUAAGCUUUUCAUUUUGAACACAUACAAUGUGGGGUCUCCACACAAUUUCAACAGAGUUGGCCAUGUUCAUGAUCUCGCAAAACAGCUUGCCAAAAAAGAACCCAUCCCGGAAGAGGACACAGACGCGCCUCCAUUCCAGAUCAAGAGCAUCGAGGAGGCGAAGCAGACGGAGGCAUAUAAGAACAUAGUUUACGUUCCGCUUCUUGCCAUUGAUGCUUCACCAAAAGCAUGGCUUCACGACUAUGGUGUCUUUGGCAAACAGCAAUAUCUGGAUAGGGUUUGGGAAAGCACCGAAUGGUCACAAGUGGAAAAAAGACUGCCCUCCAAGGCGCCCAGCCAUGAGCUGACGUUAUGA